AUGGACGACACACACUCGUGGAGGGCGACGGCUGUGGGCAAUACGCCACUAGAACGGACAAUUGAUGCGAUCGGUAUGGGACGGUACCAGUACGCGGUACUCGUGCUGAGUGGGUGCGGGUGGGCAGCCGACAACAUGUGGCUCCAGGGCGUUGCGAUCGUCCUGCCGAGGGUCCAGGAUGAGUUCGGAAUUUCGGACAAGUGGAUCGGCCUGCUGAGCAGCAGCACAUUUGCGGGUAUGAUGCUCGGUGCCGUAGCUUGGGGCAGCUACUCGGAUAUGUUUGGUCGGAAGAACGCCUUUAACGCCACGCUGCUCAUCACGGCCGUGUUUGGCCUCUUCUCGUCGUUUGCCCCCUCUUUUCCGACGCUGUGCUUGAGCCUCUUCCUCCUUGGCACGGGCGUGGGCGGCAGCAUGCCCACCGACGGCACCAUCUUUCUCGAAUCUCUGCCCCAGAGGAAACACUACCUCCUCACGGCUCUCUCCGUAUUCUUUGCCGCCGGCAGCGUAGUGUCAUCAUUUUUGGGCCUCGUCAUCGUUCCAUCGAGGUCCUGUUCCUCGUCGCAUCCAGCAUGCGACCCGCAAGACAACAAGGGCUGGCGCUGGCUCCUCACCAGCCUGGGUCUGCUCACCGUUACCUUUGUCAUCCUCCGCGUCGUCUUCUUUCGGCUUUUCGAGAGCGCAAAGUUCCUUGUUGCUGCUGGCAAGCACGAGGAGGCCAGGCAUGUGCUGCAGAGGAUCGCCGACUUCAACGGACAGCCUCUUGGAGUCAGACUGAGCGACGUAAGGGACCAGGCCGAUGGAGAAGACGCUGGAGUGACGAGGGAAACGCAGAGGCCUUCGCUGUUCAAGAGGCUCACCUCAUCAAGAACGACCAGAACACUCUUCCGCUCGGGAUCUACAGCAACCUAUUCGGGCUUGCCACAGCACCCUUCGUCGCACGAGGGACCCGGUGACACUGACGAUGAAAUCAGAGGUCCGUCUGGUGACGAGGAGCCGCAUAGACGUCAAAGGCAUACUUCAAGAGAUGCGACGGAGGGAGAAGGAGUGAUGGAUUGGCCCGCCUCACUCGGCUUCGUUCCCAGAUCGUGGCGCAAGGGCCUCUGGGAUGCCGGGCAGCGCUACGCCGAUCUCUUCACGCCCGAAUGGAAGCGGACGACAGUCCUUGUCUGGUCGAUCUGGACCAUAUUCACCCUGGCCUACACGAUGGUCAAUGUGUUUCUUCCAAAAUACCUAGAGAGGCGUGUUGGAAGAGGAAGCGAUGGCGCUGGGCAGCCCGGCCAGCCAAGCUCGGGAGAGUCACGCCAAGACGCGAUUCGCUCCGUCAUGGAGGACUUUCUCCUGUACUCGCUCGCCUCGAUUCCUGGGUCGCUGAUGGGCGCCUACCUCAUCGAAACAUUCCUUGGCCGCAUCAAAUCGAUGGCACUCAGCAGCUCAUUCCUCGCGUUGAGCCUCCUCGCAUUCGCCCUUGCUCCCCCUUCGUCAUCGCCGACAUGGACAAUCGCGAGCAGUUGCGCCAUCAGCCUGUCGGCUGCGACGGCCUACGCCGUCAUCUACUCAUACAGCCCCGAAGUUUUCCCCACUGCCUUGCGAGGUACCGCCAGCGGCACAGCAUCAGCCCUCAGCAGGCUCGCCGGCAUCGUAGCCCCUCUCCUGGCAGGAGCGCUCAUGGACACUGUCGAUGAGAAUGCGCCCCUGUACCUUGGCUUUGCACUCUUUGGCUUCUCCGUCUGUCUGAUGCUCAACUUGCCCAUCGAGACAAAGGGCAGGGCGACCGAGGCGGCUGUGGAGACGGUGGGCGGGGAGGGCGAUGACGACUACGGACAGGACGCGGACGAAACAGCAACACCAAGAUAG
Acaromyces ingoldii is the source of this 1854-nucleotide messenger RNA. Its product is annotated as MFS general substrate transporter. The coding region runs from base 1 to 1854 and encodes 617 amino acids. Gene Ontology annotation, molecular function: transmembrane transporter activity. Gene Ontology annotation, biological process: transmembrane transport. The record is from RefSeq and is a predicted model, not a curated record. Gene Ontology annotation, cellular component: membrane. Lineage: Eukaryota; Fungi; Basidiomycota; Exobasidiomycetes; Exobasidiales; Cryptobasidiaceae. The transcript has 2 exons.